Molecule: messenger RNA, 1722 nt
Organism: Acanthamoeba castellanii str. Neff
Lineage: Eukaryota; Discosea; Longamoebia; Acanthamoebidae
Product: Fbox domain/MORN repeat-containing protein
Exons: 3
Coding region: 1-1722 (573 amino acids)
Cellular component (GO): cytosol
Molecular function (GO): protein binding
Source: RefSeq, a predicted model, not a curated record
AUGCUCGGAAUGGCUGCCACGGUAUUCGAACCGGCGACCUACAACGCCAACAUAAUGGAUGUCGACUACGGAAGCGGCGCCAACGCAACGGGGUCCACGACAACCAUCGCCAACAACAAGAAGAGGGAUUCUUCUUCGUUGAUGGUGGCCGGGAGUGAGAGUGCUCCAUCUUUCAUGACCUGCGAUUUCUACUCGAACAAGAAGGCGACCGCGCUGUUCACCCGACCGAGCUCGAUCAACCAGCUCGACGACGACACUCUCGAGGCGGAGGACAUGAUGGAGAUGGCCGACCUGGCCUAUUUCACCACUGGCGCCUUCACUGACCGCGCCUGCUUCGACGACAUGCCGGAGGAGCUCGUCUACCUCAUCUUCACCUUCCUCCACGGAAGCGACAUCGCCAACGGCGUUCAGAAGGUCUGUCGCAACUGGCGUCGCCUCGCCCUCGACGAUCAGCUCUGGCUCGACUUGUUGAGGCGCACCCAGCAGAAGUCCGAGUUUACUGAGGAGCUGACCAAGCCCGCCCAGAAGAGCUGGAAGUGGCUCUACCAGAGCCGCAACCUGGCCAUCAGCGACCUGGCGCGCAUCGGCGCCAUGGCCGUUGUCGGGCGCCACGAGAGCGCCGAGUACAUCUACGAGGGCGAGUGGAAGGACGGCAAACACCACGGCCACGGCAGGAAGAUCUGGAAGAACAUCAAGUCCGAGGAGGCCAAGGAGGAGAACGGCGACGACGGCAACGCGCUGGUCGAGGGCACGGCGGCGGCCGACGCCGCGGCGCCGGAGACCAACCAGCAGUCGAUGGCCGACCAGCACCAGCAGUCGAUGCCCAAGCGGGCGGCGGCGCAGGCCAAGCGCAAGCAGCCGGUGCUGCCCUACUACGAGGGCGAGUGGAAGGAGGGCAAGGAGCACGGCCGCGGCAAGCGGCUGUUCGAGGAGGACCACUACUACGAGGGCGAGUGGAAGGAGGGCGACCGCGAGGGCUUCGGGUUCUACCACUGGCCCAACAAGACCUUCUACGAGGGCGAGUUCAAGGAGGGCUUCCGCCACGGCCACGGGACCUACACGUGGUCGGAGAAGGCCAAGUACAUCGGGCAGUGGCAGAAGGGCAUCGAGCACGGCAAGGGCGUGCGGACGUGGGCCGACGGCGACCGCUACGAGGGCGACUGGGUGCACGGCACCCGCACGGGCUACGGCCUCUACGCGUGGCCCAACGGCUCGUCCUACGAGGGCAAGUGGCUGCAGUGCGCGCACGAGGGCUACGGCGUCUACAAGUGGCCCGACGGCCGCACCUACAAGGGCAACUUCUCGGCCAACAAGAAGCACGGCGUCGGCGAGUACUACUGGCCCGACGGCGCCAUGUUCGCCGGCAACUGGCGCAACGGCGUGCGCCACGGCGACGGCACGAUGGUGUGGCCCGACUCGGCCAAGUUCCAGGGCGAAUGGAACUUUGACCGCCGCGGCGACGGCCGCUACUUCGGCACCGACAGCCGCGAGGUCCCGCAGACCAUCGGCGCCUCGUGGGCCAAGAAGUACGACUACUACUUCGCCAUGCCGAUGGACAUGUGGGAGCAGAUCUACCUCCCCGAGAUCAACAAGCUCAUCCGAGAGAAGAAGCAGCGCGAGCUCGAGGAGGAGGAGACCCGACGGAUGAACCUCGAGUUCUCCCAGAAGGGCCGCGAGGACCCCCGAGCCUGGGGCAAGAACGCCCUCACCUCCCGGUCCUAG